Molecule: messenger RNA, 1459 nt
Organism: Vanessa atalanta (red admiral)
Lineage: Eukaryota; Metazoa; Arthropoda; Insecta; Lepidoptera; Nymphalidae
Gene: Sar1
Product: GTP-binding protein SAR1b
Exons: 5
Coding region: 164-745 (193 amino acids)
Biological process (GO): intracellular protein transport; endoplasmic reticulum to Golgi vesicle-mediated transport; membrane organization
Cellular component (GO): COPII vesicle coat; endoplasmic reticulum exit site
Molecular function (GO): GTPase activity; GTP binding
Source: RefSeq, a predicted model, not a curated record
GUCAUUGCCAACAGAUUGAUAUUUCAUCGUAAUCGUAUUCAACUAUAUAAGCUUUGAGAAUAUCGUCGGUUUUAGCGACGAAACAUAUUGUAAAUAAGCGCGAAACAUUGUGAUAAACUUUCUUUAGUGUUAGUUAAUCUAGUACAAUUUUAAUAAAUUCAAAAUGUUUAUUUGGGAUUGGUUUACUGGUGUUUUGGGAUUCUUGGGUUUGUAUAAGAAAUCUGGAAAAUUAUUGUUCCUGGGACUGGACAAUGCCGGAAAGACCACAUUACUGCACAUGCUGAAGGAUGAUAGAUUAGCGCAACAUGUACCUACAUUGCAUCCCACAUCGGAAGAGCUCUCGAUAGGCAGUAUGCGGUUCACGACAUUCGACCUGGGCGGGCAUCAACAGGCACGGCGCGUGUGGCGCGACUACUUCCCCGCCGUGGACGCGAUCGUGUUCCUGGUAGACGCAUGCGACCGCGUGCGCCUGCCCGAGUCCAAGAAGGAGCUGGACUCGCUGCUGACGGACGAGACGCUCAGCAAUUGCCCCGUGCUCAUCCUCGGAAACAAGAUCGACAAACCCGGCGCAGCUAGUGAGGACGAGCUGCGGCAGUUCUUCAAUCUCUACCAGCAGACCACCGGAAAGGGCAAGGUGUCACGAUCCGAGCUACCUGGUCGGCCGUUAGAACUAUUCAUGUGCUCGGUGCUGAAGCGCCAGGGCUACGGCGAGGGCUUCCGCUGGCUGGCGCAGUACAUCGACUGAGCGCCUUUACACGCUCCGGCUCGCUUAUAUCCGUACGCUUUUCGUCACUACUCCCCCACGUAGCCUUCUUGUUUAAUUAAGGCUUGCCUUAUAUGAUGAGUCCAAUGUUGUGUCAAGACAUUGCUCUAAAAUCAUUUUUAAUUUUUAAAGGUUUUAUAUUCCUAUAGCUUUAAAAGUAACUACUUCCUGUAAACUCUGUUUAAGAAGAAGCUCUUUAAACUUUACUAGACAUUUUUAACUAAAAACAUGUUAAUUUGAGGAACACUCAUGAUGACCAACAUUGGCCUCAAUAUAAGUGGCCUCUUAUACAAAUGCUCUCAAUUUUAUUAAGUAACUGACAGAGCAUUAAUAUUAUUUAUAUUUUUAUAGUAUUUUUAGUGCCCAAUUUUAAAGGAACAUUAGUGAUUUAUCCCUAGUGACAACCACUAGCCUACAUUUAAUUUGUGUAUGGAAUUGCUCUCGUGUGUAAGCAGCCGAUAUCUCGCUCACUAGUAAUGGAAUAUUAUUGGCUCUGAUUUCUAUUAUAUCAUAAAAUAAACCGUUAACAAUGAAAUAUCUCUAAAUAGUUGAUUUUCAUGCAGGGAUUUGAGAUUAAAAGGAAACAGACAUUUAAUACAAGUUGCUAUGGUGGUGGUGAUGGGUGUUAAUAAGGUGUAAGCAGACGAAGUGUUAAUAAUUUUCAAGUUGAAAACACAAAUAAAAGUUUUCAAAAUG